AUGGAUUUCCUCAAGAAGGCCGCCAGCAGCGUUUCCGGCGAGAAGAAGCAGGAGAAGACCAACGAGCCCCAGCAGGACUACGUUGACAAGGCCUUCGGCAUGGCUGCCAAGAAGUCCGGCCACAACGUCGACGCCAACACGGCCGAGAAGAUCACCGACGCCGGCCGAGGCAUGUUCGAGAAGCUCACUGGCAAGAAGGUCGACCCCAAGUACUCCAACUAA
Molecule: messenger RNA, 222 nt
Organism: Ilyonectria robusta
Lineage: Eukaryota; Fungi; Ascomycota; Sordariomycetes; Hypocreales; Nectriaceae
Exons: 3
Coding region: 1-222 (73 amino acids)
Source: RefSeq, a predicted model, not a curated record